CCAGAAAGGUGAUACUCUCGGCGGAAGUCGUGUGUAUUCCACGCUGAAAGUGGACCGGAAGUUGCUAGGCACUCGUUAGGUUUGAGUUUUCUGGGCUUCUCUUUAGUGGUUCUUCCCGACGGCCCGGCGGGAUUUCAUGUAUAGGAAAUAACGACUCAGAGGAGGCGUUAUUUUGGCUGCUGGAUAGUAUUUUUUAAAAAAUAAAAUUUCGACGAUUUCUGCAUAAAUUACGGCUUAAUUCGGCGCCAGUUUGUGUUAAAGGGAAUAUUAUAAUUUACUUCAAUGGAAUGUUCCUUAACGAUGCACCCUCUUGUAUAACAUCGGCUUGCAUUGUCAGGGUGCUGGGUGAAGAUGCUACGAAAUACGAGAAAGUUGUUACUGGGUCCCCUCAAAGUGGUAUAUUUGCACAGUGAGUGUUUGUGUUGCAGAAAAACAAGAGCUCUAGCUAUAAACAACUUUAGCUGUUUGUAUCUUAGAAGGAAUUACAGUUCUUUGCCAGAUGAUGCAAAAUCUUUGCGCUCUAUCAUCACUCCACCAGUAUCCAAAAUCCGUAAUAUUGGUAUCAUGGCUCAUAUAGAUGCAGGAAAAACUACUACCACAGAGAGAAUGUUGUAUUACUCUGGGUAUACAAGAACGCUUGGAGAUGUUGAUGAUGGGGACACUGUAACUGAUUUCAUGGCACAGGAGCGAGAACGUGGCAUUACUAUUCAGUCUGCUGCUGUGACUUUUGAUUGGAAGGGAUAUAGAAUCAACCUGAUAGACACACCAGGUCAUGUGGACUUUACAGUGGAGGUUGAGCGUUCUCUGAGAGUGCUGGAUGGAGCAGUGGCUGUAUUCGAUGCCUCCGCUGGUGUGGAGGCACAGACCCUGACAGUCUGGAGGCAAGCAGACAAACACUGUAUACCACGAAUUUGUUUUUUAAACAAGAUGGACAAAAAUGGAGCAAGUUUCAUCGAUGCUGUUGAGAGUAUCAAGGAGAAGUUGAAGGCGAAACCUUUGCUAUUACAGCUGCCAAUUGGGGAGGCAAAGACCUUUAGAGGAAUAAUUGAUGUGGUGACCAAGGAGCAGGUUAUUUGGAAAGUUGCAACUGCGUUGGAUGAUGGAAAGAGUUUUGAGCGGAAGCCACUGAAAGAAACGGGGGACUCUGACUUGUUACAGGAUGCUCGUGAUGCAAGAAAUGCCUUAAUAGAACAAGUUGCAGAUCUGGAUGAUGAAUUUGCUGAACUGGUCCUUGGGGAUUUCAGUGAGAGUUUUGACUUAUUACCACCGGAUAAGCUGCAUUCUGCUAUACGAAGAGUAACCUUGGCCCAGAAAGCAGUACCUGUGUUCUGUGGAAGUGCACUGAAAAAUAAAGGUGUUCAGCCAUUAUUAGAUGCGAUCACCAUGUAUUUGCCGGCAGCAGAUGAAUGCAGCCAUGAUUUCCUCCAGUGGUAUGAAGGCGACUUGUGUGCUCUAGCCUUUAAAGUUCUCCAUGACAAGCAGCGGGGGCCAUUGGUUUUCUUGCGUAUUUAUUCUGGCACAAUGAAGCCUCAGUCAGCUGUCUAUAAUAUUAACAAAAACUGCACAGAGAGAAUGAGUCGCCUGCUACUGCCUUUUGCGGAUCAGCAGAUAGAGAUCUCUUCACUGACAGCCGGCAACAUUGCCCUGACGGUUGGGUUGAAGCAGAGUGCCACUGGAGACACCAUUGUUUCAUCAAAGGCUUCUGCGGAGGCUGCAGCCCAACAAGCUGGAAGAGAUGUGGGGUCAAAGCGUGGUCGAACCAGUGAAGUAAAGAACCUUCUCUUGGCAGGCAUUGAGAUCCCAGAGCCAGUAUUCUUUUGUACAAUCGAGCCACCUUCCAUGGCCAGGCAAGCAGAUCUAGACUAUGCCUUGGCUUGUCUGCAGCGUGAAGAUCCAAGUCUGAAAGUCAAAAUAGAUACUGAUACUGGGCAGACUGUCCUUUGUGGCAUGGGGGAGCUACACAUUGAGAUCGUUCAUGACCGAAUCAAACGAGAAUACAAACUGGAGACCUAUCUUGGACCUCUUCAGGUGGCUUACCGAGAAACCAUCCAAAACUCAGUUCAAGCUACAGAUACGCUGGACAGAACUAUAGGAGAGAAACGGCACCAGGUGACUGCCCACCUGCAAGUGAGACCAGGUGGAGGAGAAAUGGCACCAGUGGCACCAGUCAUUGAGUAUGCAGAAAACAUCCACGAUUCCCUCCGGCCAGACUUUCGUGAGGCUGUAGAAAAUGGAAUUAAUACCUCCUACCUUUACGGACCACUUCUAGGCUUCCCUGUGCAAGAUAUAAUUGUGACAGUGCUUUCGUUGGAGGCACACUCUGAUACAUCUCCGACAAUGGUUUCUGCUUGUGUUUCUCGUUGUGUGCAAAAGGCUUUGAAGAAAGCAGAUCAGCAAAUGUUGGAGCCUGUCAUGAACCUGGAAAUAACUGUGGGUGAAGAUCACCUGGGUGUGGUACUUGGUGACCUUGCACAGAGAAGAGGCAGCAUUCAGGAAAUUCAGAGUCGUCAAGAUAACAAAGUUGUGAUUGCAUCUGUCCCACUAGCAGAAAUGAUGGGCUACUCAACAGUUCUGCGUUCUUUGACUUCUGGCUCAGCCACCUUUACUCUGGCAUUGGCAAGCUAUCAAACAAUGAGCCUUCAUGAGCAAACGGCUCUGCUUAACAAGAAGAGUGGCUUGGCAUAACCUUGUGGCUGAAUGGAGGUGUGCUUUAGCAUGAGGAAGCAAAUGAUAUCUGCUAUUUUGCCAAGAUCAACGUGUGUGGCUGAAACUGUCUGCUACCAUUAAUUCAGUGGAAACAUUUGGGUAUGUUUACAAGAACUGGCAAGUGUCUUGCACAAUGCAUUUGAACACAUGCCUCUACUGGAGAUAAGACGGCCAUGAUUUGCAUUAUGCAGACACUGAAAAUAAAAGUACUAUCAUGUUGUAUAUCUUUCA
Hemicordylus capensis (graceful crag lizard) is the source of this 2937-nucleotide messenger RNA. RefSeq names its product GTP dependent ribosome recycling factor mitochondrial 2 (gene GFM2). The transcript is spliced from 20 exons. Gene Ontology annotation, cellular component: mitochondrion. Gene Ontology annotation, biological process: ribosome disassembly; mitochondrial translation. The record is from RefSeq and is a predicted model, not a curated record. Bases 352 to 2685 code for a protein of 777 amino acids. Gene Ontology annotation, molecular function: translation elongation factor activity; GTP binding; GTPase activity. Lineage: Eukaryota; Metazoa; Chordata; Lepidosauria; Squamata; Cordylidae.